Drosophila guanche is the source of this 1995-nucleotide messenger RNA. RefSeq names its product ras-related protein Rab6 (gene Rab6). The transcript is spliced from 2 exons. Gene Ontology annotation, molecular function: GTPase activity; GTP binding. The record is from RefSeq and is a predicted model, not a curated record. Lineage: Eukaryota; Metazoa; Arthropoda; Insecta; Diptera; Drosophilidae. Bases 383 to 1009 code for a protein of 208 amino acids.
GUCACACAGCAACUGACUCAGAGUGGAAGAAGAAGAAGACGAUAUUUUUUCCACGACGAAACGAAUUUAAUUUUAUAAAGUGAUACGCCUUUGCUGCUGCCCGAAAAGCAUUUAGAACGUGUGUGCAACGAGCAUUAACUGUAGAGAACAGCGAAAACGCAGGGCUACGCAUGCAAUAGGAGCCACUGAAACCCCCUGGCCCAUCCCAGUAUCAACAAAAGAGGGGAGAGAGUGCGCAAGAGAGCGAAGAGAGAGGUCAGCAAACCCGCAAUUAAAGAAAAGUAGACACGUACGAUAGUUGCACAGGCGGCGUACGUAGAUCGAAGAAAGCAGAGCAGAGCAGAGACGAUACGAGACGGAGACACCAGAGCAACAAAAAACCAUGUCAUCCGGCGACUUUGGCAAUCCGCUCAGGAAGUUCAAGUUGGUUUUCCUGGGCGAACAGAGUGUGGGCAAGACGUCGUUGAUUACACGCUUCAUGUAUGACAGCUUCGACAACACCUACCAGGCGACCAUCGGUAUUGAUUUUCUAUCCAAGACCAUGUACCUCGAGGAUCGGACAGUGCGCCUCCAGCUGUGGGAUACGGCGGGCCAGGAGCGCUUCCGUUCGCUAAUACCCUCCUACAUACGCGACUCAACGGUGGCUGUGGUCGUCUACGACAUCACCAAUACGAACUCAUUCCACCAGACGUCCAAGUGGAUAGAUGACGUUCGCACAGAGCGCGGCAGUGAUGUCAUCAUCAUGCUGGUCGGCAAUAAGACGGAUCUGUCCGACAAGCGACAAGUCUCCACCGAAGAGGGGGAGCGCAAGGCGAAAGAGCUGAAUGUGAUGUUCAUUGAGACCAGCGCCAAGGCCGGCUACAAUGUGAAGCAAUUGUUUAGACGCGUGGCGGCGGCGCUGCCCGGCAUGGACUCCACUGAGAACAAACCCUCCGAGGACAUGCAAGAGGUUGUGCUUAAGGACUCGCCCAACGAGACGAAAGAUCCCGAAGGCGGUUGUGCAUGCUAGAACUAGAUUUCUAGACACGAACCCAAUCCAAGCCCCUCCAUCCUCCGCUACGACAACAACAACAGCAUAGCAAUUCCACACGCACACACACACAGACGCUGGAAACGGGUGUGCGUGUACACACACAAGGUGUAGUGUAGGGUGUCAUGGUGUAUGUGGCUGGAUCAAGCAGGGCAGAGGAUGAGAAAAACACCACACACACACACAUACAAUUUUAUGUUUAAGUUUAUUUAUAAAGUAAAAAAUGAUAGCAAAAAGCAGAAAAUAGACUAAAACCAACAAACAAUUAACGAAAUCGGCUAACUAAUUAAUGUUAAUUAAAUAAUGCAAUGCAAUAUUAAGCGAGCUAAUCCUGAGGCAGGCCCAAGAUGCAUAAGGCACACCAACCCCAAACCACUCGUUGUAAUGAGUAACUCGUUCCAUACACACUCACCCGUUCCUCCUGCAAAGACCCGAACCCUACUCAAUUAUAUUUUUGGCACGCAAAAUCCUCACGCUUUAAAGUACUUAAAUCAGGCCAAGCGGUAGACGAAGAUCAGUACAGAAUACAACAUUCCAAUUUGGCAGCAAAAAGCAUGAAUACCACUGAGAGCCAGCCCUGUGUUCAAGAUGAUGAUUCCACGGCUAAGCAAAUAGUUGUUUUGUUCCAUUUAUAGCCCCCCGUUCUGUUUGCGGCUUUUACUUGGGUUUUUUAUAGCAAAACAAAAAACCAACUGGAAACCUUUUGAUGGCAUAGGACUUGGCCACGUGCAUCUUAUGAAUAAAUAUAUAAAGAUAUAUAUUAUAUGUAUUUUUAUGACAAAAAUAAUAAAAAAACAGGCAGACAGGCUGGCAGGCAGCACCAAGCACCUAGGCAGAGGGCAGACGGCAGACGACAUUUAAUAUUAUUAUUAACGAUUUUUGCUUCGAUUAGCGAGUGAAAAAAUUUGUGCAUUUUUUACGCGAAAAGCAUACAAAUGGCUUACAAAAUUGAUAAUUGAAUAAAA